CGGUCAUACUGCUUUAAAAUCAAGCCGAAAACAAGAAACGGGAAAGGAAAUUGCAAAUAGAUUGAUUUUAGAAUUUAAAGCUCACAUUUAACAGAUUGCUAAUAUGACGGACGAUUGGCAAAGUCAAAAGUUUCGGCAGAACGUCAUCUCCAAAAUCCACGACUUGUUGCCACCAAAUGCGCAAGAUCAAUCAAAGAAUGCCGGUGUUAUGGAGAAUCACAUAUUCCGGAAGUCCCGGACAAAGGACGAAUAUUUGGGUUUAGUGGCCAAGCUAUUUAUGCAUUAUAAGGACAUGUCCAGGAAGUCCCAGCAGCAACAGCAACAACAACAGCAGGGUGGCCCGCCCCCAAAUGCUGAAAUGGGCGGCGGACAGCCUAUGAUGCAGGAUCCACUAAACGCUUUGCAAAACCUCGCUAGCCAAGGCAAUCGCAACCCCCAGAUGAUGCCGAUGGGCGCCGGAGGAGCUCCUGUCACCGGCGGUCCGGGAACAGCUUCCAAUUUGCUGCAGUCUCUUAACCAACAGCGACCUGGGCAGCAGCAAAUGCAGCCCAUGCCCAAUAUCCGAGGUCAGAUGCCCAUGGGCGCUGGUGGUGGUGGUGGAGCCCAGCAAAUGAUGCAAAUGCAGCAGGGAAAUGCCCCAGGAGUGAUGAACGUGAUGGGAGCUGGCGGCACUCAGAAUCAAGGACAGAUCGUCGGUAAUCCAGGGCAACAGAUGGGUGUGGGAAUGCCUAACCAAAUGGUAGGCCCUGGGCCAAACAGUGGACCCGCUGUCGUCGGAGCCGGCGGGGCAAAUAAUGCCCCAGGAGCGACUGGCCCUGUACCGAACCAAAUGCAGGGCGGCCCUAUGAAUGUAAAUGCCAUGCAACAGAUGCCACCCAUGCAGCAGAUACAGCAGAACCAAAUGGGGAUGGGCAUGAAUCCGAUGAUGAGAAUGGGCCAAGGCAACGGAAUGGGUGGACCUCAGGGAAUGCCCGGCCAGGGCAUGCAGGGUAUGACGCAAGGUCCUCACAAUGUUGUUGGCGGGCCGGCGGGUCAGCAGCAAGUGGGCGGCGCAGGUCUACCGCCCAAUGCGGUGCAACAAAGCGGUAUAAACACCAUGGGUGGCAUGGGCGUGAACAUGCCACCGAACCUGCAGCAAAAGCCUAACAUGCCAAUGGGUCAGUCUAAUCAAAUGUUCCCCGGAAAUAGAGGUGUGGGGGUCGGAGGACAGCAGCCAGGACAGCCCUUCAUGCGAUCCAGCCCCUCGCCCGCUGACGCUCAGCAGCUUCAGCAGCAGGCUCAGCUCCAACAAAUGCAGCAACAGCAGCAGCAGCUGGUUGUGGGCAAUCAGACGCCCACGCAACAACCUCCGACUCCGCAGAUGCCCACGCCAAUGAUUCCAAGUCCGGCACUUGUUCCACAAUCAAGUCCGCAGAUGAUGCAGAUGCAAAAUCCGCAGCGCAACAUUCGACAACAGUCGCCGAGUGCCUCGAUCAACACACCUGGUCAAGUCACUGCAAACAGUCCAUUUAAUCCCCAGGAGGAAGCAUUGUACCGCGAGAAGUAUAAGCAGUUGACCAAAUACAUUGAACCUUUAAAGAGAAUGCUGGCCAAGAUCAGCAAUGAUGGAACAAAUGUGGAGAAGAUGACCAAGAUGAGUAAGCUGUUGGAAAUCCUUUGCAAUCCUACCCAGCGGGUGCCGCUGGAAACUCUCCUGAAGUGUGAAAAAGCCCUUGAGAAGAUGGAUCUGAUUUCCUAUUCUGGUCAGCAGUUUGGGAAAUCUUCGAAUCCACUGCUAGAGGUUAUAAAUACCACACUGCAAAGUCCAGUCGCAAAUCACACGCUUCAUCGUACCUUCCGACCCACUUUGGAACUGCUCUUUGGUACGGAUAUAACAGCUCCAGUGCCCGCAAAGCGACCUAGAGUGGAGGAGAAGUCGACGCCAUUUGAGCAAGAUGUGCCCCAUGUGCUUCAGGGUGAAAUUGCUCGGCUGGAUACAAAAUUUAAGGUGAAACUUGACACCACGUCGCAGAUAAAUACAAAGGCAAUUCGUUUGAUUUGUUGUCUGGAUGACAAACGGUUGCCCAGUGUUCCGCCAGUGAGUGUCAGUGUUCCGGAGGAGUAUCCCUGGCAGGCUCCCGACUGUUCCUUAGCCGAACAAGAGUAUUCGGCAACCCCCUUUCUGCAGACGGUGCAACAAGCCCUUAUCGCUCGCAUGUCCAAGCUGCCCAAGAACUACUCACUCUCACAUCUUUUGGACACCUGGGAAAUGGCCGUCCGUCAGGCAUGUUCUCCCCAAUCAAAACCGAGAGCGGUCUGCGAACUUUCCACUUUGCUGGGAGUUUAAUGUGGUGUUUCUUUAACUAUACAUACAAAUUCUAUUCAAGAUGAUUUCAAGAGAAAGAAGGCAAGUAGGUUUCUUUUAAAGUUCUUAAUGUUUCCCAAAUUGGAAAUAUUGCUUGGGGAUCUAUAUACUUAAAAAACGUAAUAAAUAAAUAAACUGAA
Messenger RNA from Drosophila eugracilis, 2484 nucleotides. RefSeq names its product mediator of RNA polymerase II transcription subunit 15 (gene MED15). The record is from RefSeq and is a predicted model, not a curated record. Gene Ontology annotation, molecular function: transcription coregulator activity. NCBI's taxonomy places the organism in Eukaryota, Metazoa, Arthropoda, Insecta, Diptera, Drosophilidae. Gene Ontology annotation, biological process: regulation of DNA-templated transcription.